GUCAAAAUGAUCCGGAAAUGAAAGUAGCGCGCGGCUCGGACGAUCACUACAGCUGGCUUCCGGGUAUGCUCAUCUCCAAAUCGGAAAGCGCAGCUCCUCCUGUUGUUGUACCUCAGGACCGAUCCCUCCGUACAGCCCCGAGACGGCGAAAUGAAGGGAGGAGUCGCAAAUUACUGGAGGUCAAAUCACAGCAACAACAUGAACUCACUGGAAGAAACAGGAAGUUCCUCAACAGGGGAUACUGGAAAUUCCUCAAAUGAGGAAAACUACUUUGUGAAUUACACCUUCACUGAUCGUUCACAUUCUAGCCGUGUGGCCCAAGGAAUUAUGAAGUUGUGCCUUGAAGAUGAGCUCUUUGCUGAUGUCACCAUUUCUGUAGAAGGCAAAGAAUUCCAACUGCACCGCCUAGUCCUUUCAGCUCAAAGCUGUUUUUUUCGUUCUAUGUUCACUUCCAACCUUAAAGAGGCACACAACCGUAUCAUUGAGUUACAAGAUGUUAGUGAAAGUGUCUUUCAACUUGUGGUAGACUAUAUUUACCAUGGAACUGUGAAAUUAAGGGCAGAUUAUUUGCAGGAGACCUAUGAAGCAGCAGAUAUGUACCAGCUAACUGCCCUUUUUGAGGAGUGUUCUCGUUUCUUGGCUCGAACAGUGCAAGUGAAAAAUUGUUUGCAGAUUAUGUGGUUGGCUGAUCAGCAUAGUGAUGUAGAGCUCUACACGGCGGCCAAACAUUGUGCUAAAUCAUGUUUAGCACAGCUUCAGGAAACAGAGGAGUUUCUGCACCUUCCUCUUCGUUUCUUGACAGACAUUGUCUCAGAUGGGGUCCCCUGCUCUCAGAAUCCUACAGCUGCAAUAGAAACCUGGAUUGGCUUCAGUAAAGAAGAGCGGGCAGGUUUCUUAGAGUUACUGCAAUCAAGCUUAAAGGAAAUUGGAGAGAAUGUUCAUAUCUAUCUGAUUGGAAAGGAAUCCUCUCGUACACACUCCCUUGCUGUCUCAUUGCAUUGUGCUGAUGAUGACUCCAUCAGUGUUAGCGGUCAGAACAGUUUAUGUCACCAGAUCACUGCAGCCUGCAAACACGGCAGUGAUCUCUAUGUCGUCGGAGGAUCCAUUCCACGGCGCAUGUGGAAGUGUAACAACACUACAAUAGACUGGGAAUGGUGUGCGCCUCUGCCACGAGACAGGCUUCAACAUACUCUUGUUUCUGUGCUCAACAAGGAUGCAAUCUAUUCACUGGGUGGCAAAACAUUGCAAGACAUCCUCUCUAAUGCCAUCAUAUACUACAAAGUGAAAGACAAUGUGUGGACAGAAACAAGCCAGCUGGAAGUAGCAGUGUCUGGGGCUGCAGGCGUGAAUCUUAAUGGUGUCAUUUACUUGUUGGGUGGUGAAGAGAAUGACGCUGAUUUUUUUACCAAACCCUCUCGGCUGAUUCAGUGCUAUGACACUAAAACAGAGAAGUGUUACGUGAAGCCUUAUGUGUUGCCCUUUGCAGGGUGCAUGCACGCUGCUGUGUACAAGGACCUGGUGUUCAUAGUAGCACAGGGAGAUUCUCUUUUGUGCUAUAACCCUCUGUUGGAUAGCUUCACUCGGCUCUGCUUGGCAGAUGCUUGGAGUUCAGUCCCAUCCCCUUGGAAAAUUGCCAGUUGCAAUGGUAAUAUUUACAUCUUCCGAGACUGUUACAAAAAGGGAGAUGCCAGCACUUUCAAACUCAAUCCAGCCACCUCUGUGGUAUCCGUCACCCGUGGCCUCAAAGUGCUACUUACAAAUUUGCAGUUUGUGUUGGCUUGAAAACCCCAGGAUAUUUUCAGAGCUAGGACAAUGGAAACAUCACAUUCAGUAGGUCAGAGAAAUGCGUAGAUCCUUAUAGCUCUGUUUUCUUGAGGCUGAUCAUAGUAUUUUAGAGAGGUUUCUUACUUUUCACAAAUACCAAUAUCCUAGCUGUACACUUAUUUUCACUAGCACUUAAUUAGUGAAUAUUGGUUAUGGCUGGAUUAUUGUUAGCAUUGCUUCUCCUACUGGUCAGUUUCUUGCCUCCCACAAUCAAGGCCUGAACCCACUCCUAGCAGCAGUCCUAAGUAAAUAAACUACUAGACUACUAGCCAUCUAGAGCUAGGGCACAUGCUGUGAAUUUUACAACAAUAUUUCAAAUGUAUCUUUCCAAUAAGUGAUUUCCGGUAAAGUCCUUCUAAUUAGAACGGCAAAAGACAACUAUUGAGGUAGAAUUAUUUUAAGUAAUACAUAUUUCAGAUUUCUUGGUUUUCUAGGACAAGAAGGGGUUGCUGUUACUAAUACAUUUCCACCUGAUAUUAAUAGCAAAUUUACCCUUGACAUCAUUGUACUGAAUCAUCAUCCCGAUUAUUAGGUGUCAACCUCACUUAUACAUACUGUAAGAACUUUGGGUACAAAUCUCAAUAAAGGCCUUUACUGCAACAGCA
Crotalus tigris (Tiger rattlesnake) is the source of this 2429-nucleotide messenger RNA. It is a transcript of the gene KBTBD4, whose product is annotated as kelch repeat and BTB domain containing 4. The record is from RefSeq and is a predicted model, not a curated record. NCBI's taxonomy places the organism in Eukaryota, Metazoa, Chordata, Lepidosauria, Squamata, Viperidae. Gene Ontology annotation, molecular function: protein binding. The coding region runs from base 151 to 1782 and encodes 543 amino acids. The transcript is spliced from 4 exons.